CGGCUGCGGGGGCGAAGCUUCCUCCGGCGGGGGCCUUCGCGUCGGUGGCCGCGGGGCCUCUCCUGCGCGCCCAGGGUCACCGUCCCCGAAGCCCGGCGGCGCGGCCCUCGUCCCCCUCCCCGCCCCCCAUCCGUCUCCUUCUCGCUCCCUUCAGCCGUCCUCCUCGCCACCGCCUCUGCCGUUCCUCAGGCGGCCCGGCCCGGCCCGCCCGCCCCGCGUCCCCUCCGGCCGGUGCCUCUCCCCCCGGCGGGCUGCCUGCAUGUCUUUGCUGCACUCAGUCCCGCCGCCACCGCCGCCGCCGCCUCCCCCGCCGCCGCAGCACCAGCACCAGCCGCCCCGCCGCCGCCGCCGCCGCCGCCGCCCGGACCCCGGCGCGCUGAAUGCAGACUAAUAGGGAUGCCAAAGGAAAAAUAUGAUCCUCCAGAUCCUCGCAGAAUUUAUACCAUCAUGUCAGCAGAGGAGGUAGCCAAUGGGAAAAAAUCUCACUGGGCAGAAUUAGAAAUCUCGGGUAGAGUGCGGAGCUUAAGUACGUCACUUUGGUCAUUGACACACUUGACAGCACUGCACCUAAAUGACAAUUACCUUAGUCGCAUUCCACCUGAUAUUGCCAAGCUUCAUAAUCUGGUUUACCUGGAUCUGUCAUCCAAUAAACUCAGAAGUUUACCAGCAGAACUAGGAAACAUGGUGUCUCUCAGGGAAUUGCUUUUAAAUAACAAUCUGUUACGGGUUUUGCCUUAUGAACUUGGUCGGCUCUUCCAGCUACAAACUCUAGGUUUGAAAGGCAAUCCUUUAUCACAGGAUAUUCUCAAUUUAUACCAGGACCCAGAUGGAACCCGAAAGCUACUGAACUUCAUGCUUGACAAUCUUGCAGUUCAUCCAGAGCAGCUUCCUCCGAGGCCAUGGAUUACAUUAAAAGAACGAGACCAAAUUCUGCCAUCAGCAUCAUUCACAGUUAUGUGUUACAAUGUGUUAUGUGAUAAAUACGCCACCCGGCAGCUAUAUGGCUAUUGCCCAUCCUGGGCAUUAAACUGGGAAUACAGGAAAAAGGGAAUUAUGGAAGAAAUUGUUAACUGUGAUGCAGAUAUCAUUAGUCUUCAGGAAGUGGAAACAGAGCAAUACUUCACUCUCUUUCUGCCAGCAUUGAAGGAGCGUGGAUAUGAUGGAUUUUUUUCUCCAAAGUCACGUGCCAAAAUAAUGUCUGAGCAGGAGAGAAAGCAUGUGGAUGGUUGUGCAAUAUUCUUCAAAACAGAAAAAUUUACAUUGGUGCAGAAGCAUACAGUGGAAUUUAACCAAGUGGCAAUGGCUAAUUCAGAUGGAUCCGAAGCUAUGUUGAACAGAGUGAUGACAAAAGAUAAUAUUGGUGUCGCUGUGGUAUUAGAGGUCCACAAAGAACUAUUUGGAGCAGGUAUGAAGCCUAUUCAUGCUGCAGACAAACAGCUGCUUAUAGUGGCAAAUGCCCACAUGCAUUGGGACCCAGAGUAUUCUGAUGUGAAACUCAUCCAGACCAUGAUGUUUGUCUCAGAGGUUAAAAACAUUCUGGAGAAGGCCUCUAGUAGGCCUGGCAGCCCAACCGCAGAUCCUAAUUCCAUCCCGCUGGUGCUAUGUGCAGAUCUUAACUCAUUGCCAGAUUCAGGUGUUGUGGAAUAUUUAAGCAAUGGAGGAGUAGCUGACAACCAUAAAGACUUCAAGGAACUAAGGUACAAUGAGUGUCUUAUGAACUUCAGCUGCAAUGGAAAGAAUGGAAGCUCAGAAGGGAGAAUCACACAUGGCUUCCAACUGAAGAGCGCCUAUGAAAAUAACUUGAUGCCUUACACCAAUUACACCUUUGAUUUCAAAGGCGUGAUUGACUACAUUUUCUAUUCCAAGACUCAUAUGAACGUGCUUGGUGUCCUGGGGCCUUUAGAUCCUCAAUGGCUGGUUGAGAACAACAUCACUGGGUGUCCACACCCUCACAUCCCUUCAGACCACUUCUCACUGUUAACACAACUUGAACUCCACCCUCCACUCCUGCCUCUUGUCAAUGGUGUUCACUUGCCUAAUCGGAGGUAGUGGAGUACUGCCCCGCAAAGACGGGGAUCUGUUGCUAUGGACCUGUACAGUUGUAAAUCAAAGUAUGUAGGAGUGAAGUAUGGCCAUCCUUAAGCUGCUUCUUCAGGUUUCUUUCAUUAUGUGUUUGCUAUAAGAUUUUGUACAUUUUUGUGCAUAUCGGUAUCAUUUGGCACUAGGGCUGGAACCAAAGUAAUAUUCUCUUUCCAAAUUUUUAAUUUAACGUAUUUUUAAAUUGGACCUUCAUAGAGUCAGCAUUCAUAAUUGAUAAAUCAACAUUUCAAGGCCCAACAGCAGUGUAUUUGUUUUUCCAAGACAAAUACUUUCUUUUGAAUGGUUUCAAAUGAGCCAACCAUUUUUGUAAAACGCAAUUUUUAAAAACUAUAAAUACAAGAUUUUAAACUGAAUGAUGGCAUGCCUUUCAGGGGAAACUUUCUUGAAUUUCUGUUUUCCAUUAUAACAAACUGAUUUUUGGCUCCCCAAGUUAUUUGCACAUUAACAAAGCACUUAAAUUUGCUAGAUCUGUACAGAAACUAUGAUAUAGCCUUUAGCCAUAAUAAGAAAAAUUGAGAAAUUAAAGAUGGUUGCACAAUAUGCUUUCAAAAUCAGGCAUUUAACAGCACAUGACAGUUUGUUGGGGGAAAUGCUGGGUUUUUUUUGGUUUUUUUUUUUUUGAGGAAUCGCUCUAUAUUCUCUUCCCCUGUUAGUUAAAACCUUAUUAGAAGUAUUAAUUCUAAGCCUGUCUCUCCAAGUUAAUUUAUAGGGAAACACUGGGUGAUUUUGACUGCCACACAUCUUGAAAAUAGAAUUUGGUAUAUUUAGGAUGCCCACAAAAUUAGUGUCCACUAUUUUUCAUUAUCCCCAUCUACCCUUUUCUGCUUGAUUGUGCUGGAAAAACAGAUAUUAUAUGAUCUGUAUAGCUUUUGCCCUUAUAGUCAAAUGUUAAAAAAAAAACUGCUGAAUGAAAAGUCCCUGGUCAAAGUUUUAGAAGGGGAAGGCUGUACAAAUAGUUCAUGUGUUUCCCAAAGUAGGUCAAGUGGCUGUUGGUUUUGGCUUGUGGAGGUGACAAUGGAAAGAAUUUGGGGGAGAGAGAGAACAGGGAGUAGUUGAAAGCCUGGGAUCAUUUUUCCUGACUCUAGUUGCCAAAUGGCCAUUAUAUGCUUUUAAUCUUUGUUUCCGUUGUCUGUCAGGGUUGAAUUAAGAAGCUACUGGUUUAUUCCCAACUGUCGAUGCUCUUUAGUUAUGUUGGAAUCCUUUUUUUGCCCAGGAGGGGCCAGUUGGAAAUCUGUGACUCAAGAGGCAGUGAACGUAAUACCGUUUUCUGGGGGAAAAAUUGGUUGGCUACUUGAUGUUAAUUAUGGCACAGUAACAGGAAAAGGUUGUGUCUGUGUUUUUAAGUUUUUCUUUAUUCUGCUUUUUUGCUGCUAUAAGAGUUUUCUGAAAUUUAUAUUUUAAACUUUUCAUGCACUUUACUGUUUCUAGUCUCAAAAUGUGAUAUUUUUAAUAAACAAAUUUUCCAUUAUGUGAAUGAAAUUUUAAAAGAAAAUAGCCUAUAUUUGUGUCUCACUAAUAUAUAAAGUACAGGUCAAAUUUAAAUUAUUUAAUUAGUUUUAAAUACAUACAAUUUGUCUCCUCUUUCAAACCUGACAUCUUAGGCUGUUUUAUUAGUCUUAAAUGAUGCAUUUUCUUUGGUCGUUUUAUAAUAAUUUCUCCCAUAGUAAAUUAAUCAGGCUAUAUAAGAUAAUGUUUCCUUGGAAAGGUAAUUUUAGUGGGACGAGAGUGUGGAAUGAUGUAAUAUCAUAUAUGGGAUUGCAUCAGAAGGGUUCUAUAAAGCCUAAACUCCCUUUUAAAAGUGCCUAGUGAUAGAGGCGUUGUUUGUCAUCUAUUAUAAUUGGAAUGUCAUUGUAGUUGAAUGAAGUUUAAUGUAAAUAAAAUAUUAUUUUAAAAAUGUUAAAGUACCAGAAUAAACAAAUAAACAAAGAGACAACCCUUAAGAUGACAGAUUUUCCUCAACGUGCAGGUAUCCCUUCUUAUAUACCUCAAGCAUUCAACAUCUAGCCAUGCAAACUGAUUACCUGAAGCAUAGUACUGGAAAGUAGAAUAGCAUGAAAAACUUAAUUUUGUGGACAUUACCUUUUUUUGUAAUCAGCUACUGUAUGUUUCAUUUUAAAUCUUUUGUUUUGGGUGGGUUUUCUGCUCUGGAGGUAUAUGCACUAACAAAACAUUUUCCUCCUUUCAUAUACGCAUGUUAAUUAGCAAUGUGAGCAAUAUUUCCUACCAUACUUCACUCCCAAUAUUUUUUGAGAUGUUUGUAUAAAAUGGAAUUUAAAGUUCACUUAUGAUUGUAUAUGAACCACAGAGGAGCCCAUUUAUUAAUAAAAAACUUUUUUAAUAGUUAAAUGUAGAGGGAAAAAAAUAAAAAAAAAUUGGGAAACAUUGUAAACAGCUUAAGUUUAUUUUGUGUAUGAUCGAGGCACUCUGUUGCAGGAAGGUGUGUAAUUGGGUUCUCUCUGCUUCCAAAUGCACUCUUUCAAACCAUUCAUUAUCCUGUGUAUUUUUAAUGUGGUUUUAGUAAAUGUUGGUAGUAGCUCUGUUGAAGUAGGUAAUUGUGUUAUGUUUUGGGUGGCACACACACUUGGGGCAUGGUAACCCAGAUUUCAUGUGCACGGUUCCCCUUGAGCCCACUGCCCAAAUUUCACACACCCUUCACCCUUUGUUCCCUUUGUAAAAGGAGUAGUAUCUGUUUUGAGCUGCCAAUUCAGAUGAUCAGAAAUGCUGCUCUCCUCAGUAUUGUCUUGUUAAAACGCAUGCCAUUUGGAACUUUGGCAGUGAGAAGCCAAAAGGAAGAGGUGAAUGACAUAUGGUAUAUAUUCAAUGAAAGUGAAAUAUUUAUGCUCAUAUACUUUCUAGUUCUCAGAAUAAGUUAAAUAAGCUUUAUACCAAGGGGCUGCUGCAUAUUUUAUCUGAAGAUAAAAGAAAAUUUGGGCAUUUUUAGAUUGUGAUAAUGUGUUUUUUUUUAACUGUUAAAUAUGAUUUCUAGUAUUUGUCUAAGAACUGGAGUGUUCUUUAAAUUUAUUAAAACAGUGUUGUUUGAGGAAGGGAAAGCUGCACUGUUUGCCGUUACAGCAGUCAUCCAAGUGCAUGUCAAGUCACCCACUCUCUCAGGCAUCAGUAUCCGCCUCAUAGCUUUACACAUUUUGAUGGGGAAUAUUGCAGCAUCCUCAGGACUGACAUCUGGGAAAGGCUCAAAUCCACUUACUGCUCCUUGCUUGUUGACUUUGUUUUAAAAUAUUGUGCCUGGUGUCAACUUUUAAGCAACAGCACUGCCUAAAAGCAAGCAGAGAACAGAAUCCCAGCACCAUUCUAUAGGCAACUUUUUAGAAUUCAGAUAUAGUAAAUCUGUUCAAGAUUUAUGAUGUUUUAUGUAAAAAAAAAUUUUGUACAACGUAGCUGAAUAUUUUUGUUUCAUUUCUUUGAUGUAAGGCGUGUGAACGUUCGUUUGAAUAUCACGUGUUAAAGUCAGGUAUGGCACAAUGGGUUCUGAGACCAGCUUUUCCUCCCUCCCAUUUGCCUUGUUCCAAGCUCUUUUUUUUCAAAUUACUUUUCUGAUAUUCAUAGGCAAAUAUUUAAUUUUACUAAUAAGCAUCCUGUGUGAAUGUAUUAAAGAAGCCACUGUGUUUUAGUGUUGUAGUUUGCAGAAAUAUAAAGCUUCAUUUCUUAUUUGUCCCUAUUCCUUGGUGUUUUAAAGUUCUAUAUUAAAUCACAGAGAAGCAAGGGAGAAAGUUGAAAGAGAUCUAAGGCUCAUAUCACUUGAUUCUGUGAUGGGUUAUAUUAGAAUUGAGGAUGUGGCACAUUAAAACUGGAACAUGGGCAAACAUAUUGUGUUCCAUUUUAAAAUGGUAUCUCCUAAGCAUACAUUGUUAAAUGGGUGAAAAAUUGUUUGUAUUUGCAUUUCCAGGAAUUUCUAAAAGUCACUAAUGGCAUCUGUACUUUCAAAUAAAAUAGCAAGGAGUAGAGAAAGCACAAGAAAAAAUAGGUUAAAUGUGUUCUUUGAUGGAACCAGAGGUAUAUCAUUCAUCAUUCUUAAUACAAGGCUAGAUUUUCUAGCAAUAAAAAUUGACUGUGUCCCAAUACUUACUUAUUUGUUUUUAAGGUCUUGUAUUCUGAGUUCCUGAGGGAUUUUAAUAGCUUUGUAAAAGGCACUGACUGAUCAGUAGCUUUGGUCUCAGAAAAUGUCAUCAGUUUCUGAUACAUUUGGCAGCCAUAAGAAUAUGGUUUUGUAGCAAGCAAAGACCUUUUUGGCACGUUUUCAAAAUAGCACUCAUAUACAGUUAUAUUUUGACAGAAAUGUGAAUUCUCACAUUUGUAGGGUAUUCUCUGUCUCUCCCACCUGCCCUCACCUUUAAAAACAAUCACCUUUCUAAUGUAUAGAUUUGUUUAAGCUUUUCCUUCUGAAUUGUAUCGUGUUUGUAGUACUCUGUGAAUUAUAGGUAGACAAAUUAACUAGGGAAAUUAGAAUAUUUUUCUAAGUCAGGAACUUCAACUAUAGUUUUGAAUUUGUAGACAGAUGAGAACUUUUAUACUUGUGGUUGCUUUAGGUGAUUUUAAUUUUCUAACAGCAUCAUGAUCACCAAAUUUGAAUUCAAACAUAAGUAAAUUAGUACAUCUUCAACCUGGCGUAUUUACCAAAGUUGUAAUCUGUUUAUGAAGAGGAUGCCACAGGCAUCUUUCAUUUUACAGAAUGAAAUGCAAAUCUUUAUUGUGUGAGUGUCACCUUAAAGUUUAAGGGUAAAAAGAAAAAAGAAAGCCCACAUAUUUUUACUUCAGGGUGUUCUGAACAAAAUCCACAGAAAGAAAGAGAGAAAAAAAGAACACUUCUUUUCAGGAAGGUGGUAGGGGGGAGCAUGCAUGUUUCUUGUUUUAACCAAAUACCUUCUUUAUGUAAGUUUCUCUCUUAAAUCACAAGUCCUACAGCAAGAAGUAUGGAGAUACUAGGAAAAGCCAGCUUUAUUAACCUAGUUAGUUAUUUCUUUUGGCAUAAGUUUGUUUGGUUAGACUUGGGUUAUUCUUGGAACCGAAGGAAAACAAGCAUGUUGAGGUUUUAGUCAACAAACAUUAUGACAUCUAACUAGUGGAAUGUUUUUAAGUAAAAUAGCUUUCACUUUCAAACCCUAUGAAAUAAGGACAUUUCUGCCUAUUAAAUGUUAAUUUUUUAUGGCACAUAGCAUAAAAUCAUCAUCAUACUGAAAUUAGCAGUGUGUCAUCAGAAAUAUGAAAAGGGUGUGCACAUGCCAAGUGAUAUGACUCUUUUGGCACAGCAUGGUAUAUUCAGCUUUCAGACAAUUUGAGGAGACAUAGUUUGGCGCCUAUUAGUAGUAGUUUUGUUAUAACAGUCUCCCUGAAUUUAGAUGAUUUUUGUUUGUAUGUCUGUCACUUUUAACUCAAAAACAUAAGAGUCAUAGUAGCCCUCUCAGAAGUGGUCCUUUCUUGCUCAUUUCAGUUUUGUGUUUAUUUCUAAUUACUAAGGUAUGACUGUAUUUUCUUUCAAGCUUUCAAUGGUUACAUGUACCACAUUUGUUUAAUUGGUUACCUUAACACACAAUUGGCUCACCCUUGAUAUGUCAAACAAUUGCUUUGCUUCUUAUGAACAGGCUUAGUUUCCUGCUACUUGUUUCAAUCUUGAUGCAGUAAGUGAUGCAGUAGUCUGGGUGUGUAUUUAUUCCGAAACUGUACUGUCCUUUCUUUGUGCUUAACUUGCUAAAAAUAUAUUUGCUUACCUGUGAAAUUCCUGAGCGGUGCUCUGCCAACUUUUGGGGGGGAGGCGUUUGGAUUGCUGUGUUACUGCACACUGGAUCUGGAAUUGUUCAGUGUUGUGAGUGGCAAAUUUCUUAAACACCAGCAGCACUGAGAAGUGCACUAUGGGCAUUCGUACAGUUGUCCAAAUGCAAGCAAUUCUUUCAUCUAGGAGAAACUGAGGAAUAGAAUUCAUUGGAGUACUUGGAAUAUUUCGAGGAGGAUAAACGUUUCAGCUUUGGUUUUUGUCGUCUCUGGAGUUGGGUGGUAUGGAGGGAGUUUUUUUUUUUUUUUUUUUAAGAGAGAGUGUGAAUGUAUUUUUUCUCUCUGAAAGGGCCAGGGUGUUGGUUGAAUACACCAUGGAUUAAUUUAUAUCUUAUGUUAUGAUUUCUUUCAACCAUAAAACAAGUGCCAACUAAUUGUCCAUGAGACGAUCUAUUCUUCCACUCAGUUUAACCAUUUGAAUGGGGGGGGUUCAUUUAUUUUCAUUACUUGGCGUUAAAUUAAUAAUGCAUUAGUUUGCGUACAUUUGAGUCAUUCUGUGGCCUAUAAAGUGUUUUUGUAACUAAUUUAAUGGUUGGAAAGCAAAGCACAUGAGUUUAAAACUGAGCAAGAUGUUUUGGUAAUUUUUCCCCUGAAUACUUGGUAGUUUCUACUGAUACUAUUCCAAAACAAAUUCUACUGUUUUAGAGUGUGUAUUUACUUUGCUUUUGUCCUAAGAAAAAGCCAAGCACUAAAUCAAUUUGUUAUUGUGUUCCAAUAAUCAGUUUAAAAUCUAAGAUUUUCUUUCUUUUUUUUAAAUUAGAAGAUUUAAUGAAGUGCCAUGUAAUUAUAGCUUACUAGUGUUUAAUGUUUAAUAGACUGGUUCUGUGGUGUUCUAAUCAUUUAACACUCUGUCAUCCCUGGAGAAAGUGAUUCUACUCAUAUUGAACACAUUCUCUCUGACAAAAUCACCAGCUGCUUUAUUUUUCUAUUUAUUACAGUUAAACAGUUGAUGAGGUCUGAAUCUUGACCAAACUGCUCAGCUGAGAUGUUUUUCACUAUAAACACUGUACAAAAUGUGCGUGCAAAAGGACACAGUUGGGUGGUAGUAUUUUUUCAUUAAUGUGAACAUUGACUAAACAAAGCAGUCCUGCCUUUUAAAUCUUGUGGCAGCUCAGAAGGGAGGUGCUUAAGAACCUUAACUACUAUGUCAGAUGACAAAAUACUUUUUUCCAUUUUGGAGAUUGGGUACUGCUCACACAUGAUGUAUAGGGCUAAAUAUAUGCUUGUUUCCUUGCACCUGUGUACUUCCCCUUCUCUCCCUCCCUUUCCUUCCCCUGUAGGCAAUAAAUGGCCAUUUUGCAACUGCA
Equus caballus (horse) is the source of this 9191-nucleotide messenger RNA. RefSeq names its product CCR4-NOT transcription complex subunit 6 like (gene CNOT6L). The record is from RefSeq and is a predicted model, not a curated record. Gene Ontology annotation, biological process: nuclear-transcribed mRNA poly(A) tail shortening. Gene Ontology annotation, cellular component: CCR4-NOT complex; cytoplasm; nucleus. Lineage: Eukaryota; Metazoa; Chordata; Mammalia; Perissodactyla; Equidae. Gene Ontology annotation, molecular function: poly(A)-specific ribonuclease activity; protein binding.